Coturnix japonica (Japanese quail) is the source of this 5495-nucleotide messenger RNA. RefSeq names its product zinc finger protein 518B (gene ZNF518B). The record is from RefSeq and is a predicted model, not a curated record. NCBI's taxonomy places the organism in Eukaryota, Metazoa, Chordata, Aves, Galliformes, Phasianidae.
AGCCGCCUCCCCGCCGGGCGAACGUCUGCGCGGAGUGCGGAGGGAUCCGCCGAGCUGCGCGCCGCCCCGCUGGGCAGCUGUUUAACAUCGCUUCGUGGAGAUACACGCUGAGCUGGGCCGGCCCCGCGUCCUUUAAGGGUCGGCAGCGCUGCCGCGUGGGUGGGCGAACUGCCCCAAAAAAAUGGGAUUAUUUUUUUUGGCGUUGUGUGGCGGAUGCUGCCGGCUCGCGGGCGCCAUGAGGCUGCGGUGGAGGCGGCUGGAGUGCAAGGCUGUUGUGUAGGAUUGGAGUCCUGGCUGCUCGUCCUGGAGAAGAACAGCUUUCGGCCCUCCCCCACCUCACAGUAAGUUAGGAGUGAGCGAAGGACUGGGAAGGCACAGUGCUGAGACAGCUGGCUCAGAUCGGUCAGAGGGGCGGUCCAUACGAUACAACGUCAUGCUCUGCAGGAACAACUAGAAAUAAAGGAUAAAGGAGAGGAGAGGGGAUUUGGCUUCCAAGGUGGUUGUAGACUGGCUGGGCAUCGAUCUGCCUGUGGGAGAUUUGCAGCAAGUUGAUUGAAUAAAACGCGGAGUAUAAUAUGGAUGCGAGUGCUUGAUCACCAUUUCUUCCAAAAAGGAUAUUUUGUGGAUUGGUGGACUAAAUGAGUAACUGAGAAGCCACACAUACACCAGACUAACUUCAGGAAAACAUUCUGUUGCUGCUGUUUGAUGAAGCUGGUGCAGAUUUGCAUCUUCUGAAAUGCAGCUGAAAAAAAUGAGGGAAAUUCUACCAAGAUUGUACCCUGGCCAAGUCAAUGAUAAAAAUAAUUCCUUAACUACAUCCCCAAAGCAAUCGUUUGAAGAUAAAACAAAUCCAUCAAAUGGUGAUGAUGAUCAGAACUACUGUUACCAAGGGACUGAGGCUGAGAAUAAUAAGCUGUCACUGAUAAGCUGUAUGAAAUGCAGAAAUAUUCAGAAAGUUUCAAAGCAAGAUUUAGAAAAGCAUAAGAAACUUGGGUGGACUGAAGACAAAAACUUCAUCUGCAAGAUGUGCAGUCAUAUCACACCGCCUGUUUUCCAUUUUGUCCCUGAAGGUGCCAAUGCUGUAGACUGUGAAAAACAUGAGAAAACUUAUCCAAGAAAAAAACAGAAAGCAUUUAAAGUUAAAAACUUUUUGCCCGGUAAAUACUACUGUGAUAAAUGUAGAUUUUCAACAAAGGAUCCUUUGCAGUAUAAAAAGCAUGUACGUCAACAUGAAGAAAUUAAAUUUAUUUGUUCCUAUUGUAAUAAUAUAUCCUACACCAAAGGUGGAUUCCAGAGACAUUUGGUGAAGCACACUGGAAUUUUUCCGUAUCAGUGUGAAUACUGUGAAUAUGGUGCUGUUAGGAAUGACUAUAUAGUGAAACAUACAAGAAGAGUGCAUGAAGCGCCCAAAAAACAGCUGUCAAAUACUGGCCUAAAACGUCAGCAAAAGAAGUCUGGCUUGCCAAGUCAAAGCACUUUAUUUGAAAAGCAGAAAUAUGAAGAAAUUGCUUUUCAGAAUGAACUUUCAAAUUCAUCUUCGAGUAUCACUUGUGAGAUUCUAGACAAAGCAACUAAAAUAGUCUCUUCACCUCACGAUAUAGAACGCAGCAUCAAUGCAGCAUUAAUCCAGAAUGAAACAGUAUUGGAGCCAUCUGAAAUAAGCAUGUGUGAGAAUCAGAGUGUGGAAGUUGAGGUUUAUUCUCCAAAAAUGGAGCCUUUACAACCUGGAAUGCCUUUAACUGUAAUUGCACCAUCUGAACUUGUAGUUCCUUCUAACUGUUUAGCUCAGAUAGUAGAAAUUAAAAUAGUGAACGGAGCUCAACAGCUGGUUCUUAAACUAAUUCCUAUGAAAGAAGCAGCUUGCAGGCCUGUGAACCGUGCUGAAUUGGGACUUGAGAAUCAAGGUACAGAGCGAACUGCAGAAGGAAAAAAAACAUAUUUAUCUUCAAAUGAGUUACUAACCAUGGAAGUGAAUGUAGACAAGUUAUCCAGUAUUAGUAACCAGCUUAAUUUAGAUAGUAAUUAUGACAAGAAUUCUGAAUGCCUUUAUUCAUCUGAUUCUCAGUACUCAGACUGCAACUCUGCAUCAGUACAGAAAGAAGACUCGUCAAAAUUAUGCCUUCAUUUGGUGAAAGGUAUUGAUGUUCAUUCAGGUGUUAUAGAACUUUGUUCUCAGUCUUUGGUGACUAAUAGUACUGAAAAAAAAUGUGAUCUUAAAUCACCCAAGAGGGGAGUGGAUGUAAAAAAUAAGUUACGUUAUGAUUUGUAUUGUUAUGAAGAAGGUGUAGAUACAUCUUGUCCAAAGUAUGCCACUGUUUCUGAAGAUAAAAGUUCCAGGAACAAUUCAGUAAAGGCUACUCGGGAGAGCAAAAAUUUCUACUCUUCUGCUGUCCUUAAACAAAAAGAUAUGUUUCCGCUAAAGAGGGAUGACAAAGAAUGUAGGAGUCCGAUAGUCAACUCUGCAGAAACACAUUUAGCUGCUAAGGGUUUUGAUAGAAAAUCUGUUGCGUGUUCUGAAGCAGAAAAAAACUUUCAUGUUACUAAAGCCUCACCUUGGGAGGACAUGACUUUUAGCUUUAGCAAAGUAAAGAAAGCUGAGACUGUAAGUCAACAAAAUAAUCUUCUUCUGGAAUCACUAGAACUACAGAAAAUGGAGAAUAAAAACAAGCCUUUUGAGGGACCUGUUAUUUCAUCUGUAUUUUCUCUUAGCUCUGGGGCUGAAAAUGUUCCAGAGGGCAUCAAAUGGGAUGAUACAGCUCGCAAUAAAAAGUCAACAACGCUGCUGUGUAGAAAAAUUGCUCAGCUCAUGUCUGCUGCUGAAUCUAACAUGAAAUCUAUGCCUUUGAGAUGCCAAGCUUCUAGUAAAAAAAUGCAUUUCUCUCAGGAAAAUUCGGCAAGCUGUGUGAGAGCUGCUUCUGCCUCUGAAUUGGAGCAAGCUAUGUCUUUCCCUCAAGUGCAUGGUGGAAAUAAUGUAAUGGGUAGUGAGGAACAAAGUAAUGAGCAGCUACUUACAUUUGCAAGAACAUCUAAAAGCAGGCUGUCUAAAAAUUCCAAUGUUGCUUCUCCAGUGUUUAUCCCCAAAGGGACAGUGCUGAGAGUGCUCAAUGCUGCUAGCAGUCAGAACUCUAGAGGAAUGGAAAAGAUGAGUGAAGCGUCAGCUCCUUCUUCAUACUGCAAUGAGAUGCUUCUGCCUCGUCCAGUUCCUGUCAGUGUUUCUGAGAAACUUAGCAGUAAUUUGCCAUGUUUGCCUAAUCAGAGUGAUCCAAAUACUCAGUCCCGAAAUAUAUCACUCAGGCAAAGACCAAAGCGAGAGAUGAAUGCUAAGACUAGUAGCAAGCAAACUGUUGUACCAUAUCAGAAAAAUGGUUACAUUAGCAAGCAAAGCAAACCCUAUUCAAAAAGUCAACAAGGACCCAAAAAUAAGGUAAAACAAACAGGUUUCAGGGAACUUCCAAAAAGAAAAACAAGAACACAGUCAGAAACCAGUUCAGGUUCUGACAUGUCAUAUCUGUUGACAGCAAGACGUCUUCGGCUUGUCCCUCUGAGAAUGAAUCAGUUGAUUAAGUGCCCUCGUCGUAACCAGCCAGUUGUGGUACUAAACCAUCCUGAUGUCGACACGCCUGAGAUAAUCAAUGUAAUGAAGACUAUCAACAAGUAUAAAGGUCAUGUCCUGAAAGUGGUUCUGUCAGAAAGGACAAGUAGUUGUCUUGGUGUCAAACGUUACCGAAAGCGUCUUACUCUUCAGAAUGCUGAGACAGGAAGCCAAGGAAAAAAGCAGAGUAUGCUAAAAAUGAAACUGAAAAAAACGCAUAAAAACAACUACCAGGUGGUGGAAGCCUCACCAGCUGAAGCACUAAAGUGUAUGUUUAAGUGCUGGUUUUGUGGAAGAGUAUAUGCAGACCAAGAAGAAUGGAUAAGUCAUGGACAGCGGCACUUGAUAGAGGCAACCAAGGGUUGGGAUGUUCUUUCACUCCCAGUAACAAAGCAUUAAUUGAGAGACUAGUUUUGUCUGUUUGUUUUCAAUCUUAAUUGUAAUGAGUGCCAUUAAUUUCCUUGGAAAGCAAGUUAGGAAAAACUGCUUUACUUUGCAAAGGAAUCUCUAUUGUUAGCAAAGCAGAAAGGAGAGCAGAGUUAUUAAGAUACUGAGAAACUUAUACUGAGAACUAAGCACUACUUUGCACUCCUGUGUUUGAAAUUUUUAUUGGAGGUCAGCUUCAUCUCUUCUGUAAGACAAAUUUGAAGAGAAUUUGCUAUGCAAACAUUUUUCUUGUUGCCAUUAUCUGUUCUAGGAUGCUGUGCUGUACCUGGUUUCUGCUGGGUCUGUACAAAUAAAAUCCUAGACUAUGAUAUCUGUCUAACAUGGUUUAAUUUGUUUUAUUAAAACAUAAUGUUUCAGAGAUUAGGCAUACAUGUAGUAAACAGCACCUUCAAAUCCUCUAUGGGCUGCAAGUGUACAUCACCGUUUUUAGUGGCAAUUCAGGCACAAGCUAUAGGAAGUAAAACUUAAAUUCAAACACCGACUUUAGAGGAAUACAAGGGUGUAAGUAAGAAAUCUGUGAGAUGAGAGUUAAUCCCACUAGGUCAAAUAGCACUAAAAUACUUAAUUUUUUUCUAGUAUUUAGUUUUUAUUUAGCUUGUAUUGCAUAGAUAAUGAGAAAAAGAGCACAACCAUGCCAGCCCUUUGUACUGCUUUUGCUGAGCAAGCAGGGUUGGUUGGAGGACGUGUUAAACUUGGACUGAGAGGGGAGAGAAACUUUUUUGUGUGGUCUGAGACUUCAGAACUCUAAUGCUGGAUGUGUAUUGCAAGUUUGAACCGGAACUACUGUUUUGAAACACUGGUAGUUCCUAGCUCUUCAUUUUCACUGUUGGUGCAUUUUUGUAAACAGUUUAACUAAGCUGGGAAUAUUUUUCUAUAUACUCUGGCGGAUAAUUCAUUGUUUUGAUAAAGUAUGUAUGGUAUCUGUAUUGAAAUGUAAAUAUUUUAAGACUUCAAAGUACAACAAAGCUAAACAGUUAAAAGGUUGCUUUCCAAUAAUUUUGCAAUACUCUUAAAGUUGUUCAGAGACUUGGUGCUUUAAGUGAGACCUUCUUCAUCAAACAUUGGAAAAGUUUUGUAUCAUUUGUACCAUAGACUAACGUAUUCCACAGAACAAACUUCCUUUUCUCUGUUUUGUCAGUAAUAAUGAAAGGACAGUUCUCAUUUUUGUAUUCAAAUGGAAUUAUAUUUUUUUAGAUGGGUACACUAGAGGGUUUUUUCACUUCAUGUACUUUUAUGCCAAACCUGACAGUACUAUUUACAUUUUUUUUAUUCUGAAAAUAGAUUCCAUUUUAAAACUCUGGCAUAUCACAUACAAUAAAUACUAGAACUGUUAACACAACAAAAAUAUGGUUAAAAUCCCUCCUUUGUUAAGCUCUUUCAGUCCAGGUUACUGUCCGUAUUAAUUUUGUUUCUGUAGAAGCUACAAAAUAAAUGGCUUUGAAUUUGCUUCUCAAGA